AAAACGGCUGGUCCAGACUGGGAUCGAAUUAUCCAACUGCCGUGUUAUGUGGAGCAUGCUAAUAGUGCGGGGCUGGUGAGAAAAGCAGUUGCAGCGCGCUGGUAACGAAACUUCGCCCAUUUCUCGGCAUCGCUUCUCGGCCUUUUGGCUAAGAUCAAAGUGUAGUAUCUGUUCUUAUCAGCUUAAUAUCUGAUACGUGGCUUCCUAGCCACUACGAUAUUAAACUGAUUUUUGGACACAGGCGAGAUGCCCGGGGCUUGCUCCGCUCUCGCCACGGGUCGGCCCGGUAUUGCAGUCCCUCCGGGAAUGGCCCAAUAUAAGCAAACAAUGUACGAAUGGUUCUCCAAACAAACAGACACACAAGCGCAAAUGUACACAUGCAAUAACUGCCCGCUCGCUUCAGGUCUAGAAAUCUAGUGUGUUAUUUUAGAUCUAGUAAGCGCACGUGCAAAAACUGAGUUGAGCUCACUCAGCCUGUUGGCCUCACAAUCGAGUGUGCUGUUUCCCCCCUUUCAAUUUCCAUUUUACGCCGGGCAGUCAGAGCAAGCGGAGGUCGAGGAGAUCAGAGGGACAAGAAAAUGUGCCUGCUCCCUGUCACGAUGUCAACGUUUCAUUCAUUCAUUCUGUUUUCCAGUGGCAGCAGUAGCAGCAGUAGCAGAAAACCAGAGCAAUGAUCUUCCAGACCAGCAUAAAAUACACCGACCGACCUGAGCUUAUCAGACAUGAAGAAAACACCUAUAUAUCGUAAAGCUCACCGGAAAAGGAGCAGGCCGGAUCCGGAAUCCCCAAAUGGUAGAUGAGAUCACAACGAGGUACGGCCUACAGGAGCAACACGUUGUGAGCAUAUAUCGAAAUCCAACAUCCUUCAACAUAUACAUAACACUUGUGGACACUGUACCAGAAACACUACUCCACGAUACACAAUUUCAAAUCGACUCAUACACACACGCAUACAUUCAAAAACUCACCAGAGAAAAAAAGAAACUGUAUUUGUCAUGGGUGCCGCCAUCCUUUCCACCAGAUGUGGUAGAAGAUAUACUGUACACAUUUCUAGACAAGAACAAACCCAUUACAAUCUUACCACAAAAACACAACCACAAUGCAGACAGAUAUCUAAUAUUAGCAGAAUUUCAAGAAGACGACAUUCCACACUACGUACAAGUAACAUUAGACAACACUGAAAAAACCCCAGAACUAAUUGAUAUACUUGUGACAUUACCAAACCGUCCAGUGGCCUGUCACUCCUGUGGAGUGCCCGGUCACUGGGCAAGUAACUGCCCGAGAGUAACGGGCAGAUACCCACAACACCAACCACCACCACCGACAACAUCAACAACAACAACGACAAAUUCGUACAGUAACGCACUCAGACAAGCACCCAAACAGAACAGAGGGCACAUACAGAAGACAGCCCUUCUCCCAACACCAACAACACCCGCACAGCAAGAUCCCGCCACACCAAGACCGGCCUCGCCGAGGCCGAAACCACGACCCUCUUCACCGCCACCGGAUCCUCCUACAGUAGACCUAACAUCACCGACUCCAACACCGAACACAACAGAAACAGACCCAACAGCUCACCCCAACACCCCCCACACCGACACCGCCUGCUCCUUUGCCCGACACCUCACCACCAAUAGACGACACCAACACGCUCGACCCAGUACGAUUAGACUGGGUCAAAGAAAGCGAAAAUAUUGCUUAGUUAGACCCACCAACAGAAAACAUCGAAAUCGACUUCAAGGCAGCACAGAAAAACGCCAAGGAGAAAAGAAGAGCCGCAGCCAACUCAGCCGACUGCGACUGCUACUGCGACUCGUUUGUGGUCGAAGGGAGGCAAACAAAUGCUUGCCGAGGAGCAGCGAUGACGAGCGCAAUAGGGGCCCUUCACUUUUGGUCCACGAAAGUCGCCCCUCUUCCCGUAGACACGCAAUAGGUGUGAGAGGGUGAAAAUAGUGGCAUUUUCCCUCGAAAACGUGAACCACAAAGGCUACGCAGUGAACACCGGCCCUAGGUGCAAUGACGCAACCCAGCAAAACGGCUGGUCCAGACUGGGAUCGAAUUAUCCAACGGCCGUGUUACGUGGAGCAUGCUAAUAGUGCGGGGCUGGUGAGAAAAGCAGUUGCAGCGCGCUGGUGAGGAAACUUCGCCCAUUUCUCGGCAUCGCUUCUCGGCCUUUUGGCUAAGAUCAAAGUGUAGUAUCUGUUCUUAUCAGCUUAAUAUCUGAUACGUGGCUUCCUAGCCACUACGAUAUUAAACUGAUUUUUGGACACAGGCGAGAUGCCCGGGGCUUGCUCCGCUCUCGCCACGGGUCGGCCCGGUAUUGCAGUCCCUCCGGGAAUGGCCCAAUAUAAGCAAACAAUGUACGAAUGGUUCUCCAAACAAACAGACAAACAAAUCACACACAAGCGCAAAUGUACACAUGAUGUAGAUCUAGAUGUACAACAAUUGUCGCAUGUGUAGCUGCCCGCUCGCUUCAGUGUGUUGUUUAGAUCUAGUAAGCGCACGUGCGAAAACUGAGUAGAGCUCACUCAGCCUGUUCGCCUCACAAUCGAGUGUGCUGUUUCCCCCUUUCAAUUUCCAUUUUACGCCGGGCAGUCAGAGCAAGCGGAGGUCGAGGAGAUCAGA
Messenger RNA from Aplysia californica (California sea hare), 2628 nucleotides. RefSeq lists its product as uncharacterized. Gene Ontology annotation, molecular function: zinc ion binding; nucleic acid binding. The transcript has 2 exons. Lineage: Eukaryota; Metazoa; Mollusca; Gastropoda; Aplysiida; Aplysiidae. Bases 790 to 1950 code for a protein of 386 amino acids. The record is from RefSeq and is a predicted model, not a curated record.